AUGAAUCCAUCCCUAAGCCCGACCAGAGCCAAAAGGGAAACUCCACCGACAGCAGAUGCCAAAAGCGAUCCCAAAAAGCUCCUGCUUAAAUGUGACGAAUGCAGCAAGACCUUUAAGUUCCUCUGCAAAUUACUAGCCCACAACAGAAGACACAAAAACGAGAGACCAUAUGUAUGUGAUCAAUGUCACAAACGCUUCUUUCAAUCUUCAGACCUCCAUGUGCAUCAAAGGAUCCACAGUGAAGAGAAGCUGUACCAGUGCAGAACAUGCAAGGCCUCUUUCAGCCACGUGACGAACCUAAAAGCCCAUGAGAGAAUUCACACAGGCGAGAAACCCUAUCUGUGCUCCAUCUGCCAGAAAUCCUUCCGCCAGUCCUCAGCACUCCUUGAACAUCAGCGGACGCACACAGGAGAGAGGCCCUACAAAUGCCAUGACUGUGGGAAAGGGUUCCGCAACAGCUCGGCACUCACCAAACACCAGAGGAUCCACACCGGGGAGAAACCCUAUCAAUGCCCUCAGUGUGGCAGGGCGUUCAACCAGAUCGCACCACUAAUCCAGCACCAGAGAACUCACACCGGGGAGAAGCCCUAUGAAUGCAGUGAAUGCGGGAAAUCCUUCAGCUUCAGGUCUUCCUUCAGCCAGCACGAGCGGACUCACACUGGUGAGAAGCCCUAUCAGUGUGGAGAAUGUGGCAAGGCCUUCAGCCACAGUUCAUCACUGACCAAGCACCAGCGCAUCCACACGGGGGAGAAGCCCUACGCGUGCCAUGAGUGUGGAAAAGCCUUCACAAAUCACCCAAUGAUCCAGCACCAGAGGACCCACACGGGAGAUAAGCGUUACGAGUGCAGCGAGUGUGGGAAAGCCUUCAGCCAGAGCACUCUGCUGAUAGAGCACUGCAGGAUUCACACUGGCAAGAAGCCCUACGGGUGCAACGAGUGUGGAAAAACCUUCAGUCACAGUUCCUCCCUGAGCCAGCAUGAGCGGACACACACUGGGGAAAAGCCCUACGAGUGCCGCCAGUGUGGCAAGGCCUUUCGGCAGAGCACACACCUAACACAGCACCAGAAAAUCCACACGGGGGAGAAGCCCUACAUAUGCAGCGACCGUGGCAAGGCCUUCAGCCACAGCUCCUCCCUGACUAAACACCAGCACAUCCACACAGGGAAGAAGCCCUAUGCAUGCCUGGUGUGUGGUUGGGCCUUCAGCCAGCUGGCUCCCCUCAUUCAGCACCAGAGAAUCCACAGAGGAGAGAAACCCUAUGAAUGUGCUGAGUGUGGUCAGGCCUUCAGCCAGAGCUCCCUUCUCAUCAAACACCAGCGGAUUCACACCAAGGAAAGGCUCUACGGGUGCAAGGAAUGUGGGAAAUCCUUCACACUGCGGCAGAGUACCCACCUGACGCAGCACCGGAGGAUCCACACAGGAAAGAGGCCCUACAAGUGCAAGGACUGUGGCAAGGCCUUUACCCACAGCUCUUCCCUGACCAAGCACCAGAGAAUUCAUACUGGGUAG
Ochotona curzoniae (black-lipped pika) is the source of this 1509-nucleotide messenger RNA. Its product is annotated as zinc finger protein 470-like. NCBI's taxonomy places the organism in Eukaryota, Metazoa, Chordata, Mammalia, Lagomorpha, Ochotonidae. The record is from RefSeq and is a predicted model, not a curated record.